CAGCCCAAAUGAAAAACUUCUAGUCUGUCAAGUUUAUAACAAUGAAAGUGAUUUUAUGUGUAUUCCUAUUGUUCUAUAACAAAUUUGGUCAAAUCUGACUCCCUUGACAACAGCUCCUCCCAAACAUGUAACAUGUUUGUCAUUCAGUUUCUGUUUCCCAGCUUCACAUCUCAAGUCGGGGCGUGUCAUGCACAGCACACUGAAGCAGUAGUAAUUUACCAACAGAAAUGAAAGUAUAGAACAGGAAUAUCAAAGUUGUCCUGGUUAGUUUGCACUCUCUGGUUACUUGUAUCUUGCUUGAGGUAAAGUAUCCUACAUAAUUUACAAAUUUUACACUGAUUUAUUAUUGGUUAAACUGAAUUUAGUUAAAUAAACUGAAUUUACUUUAUUGAAUUGAAUUCUAUAUUUUACCAUUUUUUUAUUUAUUGCUUUAUAACUGGUUAAACUGAAUUUAGUAAUGUUAAACUUAAUAUACUUUAUUGAAUUUAACUGAAUUUAAUUGCAUAUUCUAAAAUGUCAUUUUAUUACUUUUUAUUGUUAUGUUUAAAGGCAUAAACAAUUUGAAAUGGGAUGUGUCUUUGAGCAAAACAAUAUUUGCUAAAUAAUGGAGCUGAAAUGUGAUCAUUCCAAUUAUGGGUUUGGAAAUGAACUAAGCCUGGUUGUCCUGGUUUCUAUUGUGAACACUCUUGUUUGUUUUUCGUUUGACAGAUCACAUCAGUACAGAUUUACAGCUCAAUAUUUCAUCUCUGCUGGAACUGUGUCAAGAAACAGGAUUGUCAGAAACAUGGUGAGAACACUAAAUGAAUUGUCUCAGCUGAAAGAAACCAACUUUGGUCAACCAGAUCCCAGGCAUGGUCUCAGAUUGCUGUGGUGGUUUGCCAAUAAAUGUGUUGAUAAUGUCAAUGGCUGUAUGAUUUCACUGUACAACCCAGCAUAUGGACAUUUUGGCUUCCAUCGAUUCUACAACAGAAUUGAAGAUGAUGAAGACAGACUUCUACCUAUGAUUAACUUACCAUACUAUGAGGUGGGAAACCUGAGCUAUGGAUCACUACCUAAAGAUGUCACUGCGAAUUACAAUAGAAACCAUGCCGACAGCAACGCAGAUCGCAUUAUUGUUCGCUUCCAAUCAAAUCCACCCAGCUUUGACAGGAUUUAUGUCACUCAGCAUUCAGAUCAGCUGAAUUUUAAUCCAAAUACCACUUAUCGAAUCAGCCAUGGUCUUCUAAAGACCAUUAAAAGCCUGAGACUGGAUGAAUUCCUUAGGCGAACAAGGAAUGACAGCCCUUUUGGAAUGAUUAUCCAACCUCAAUACAAUAGAGUUUAUUCAACACAUCUGCAAUCUCGGCACACACCAUACCAAGCCACUGAAGAUUCAACAUGCCUGUACAUUUGCAUGCUGAUAUUUCUGAUUAUAAUGCUAGCGUUGUUCAUUUUUUUUUAUGUUAAUAUGAAAACAGUUGUUAAAAAACAAUGGUUUUAGAUGUUCUGUCUUCGACUUCUGUCGUGUUUUAUUCAUUGAGAAAUUCUUUCCUUCUAUGUUAUACCAUCAUAGGUUCCAAAGAGGUUGAUUAAAUACAAUUUUCUUUUUGAACCUGCAUAAAAUAAGGUGCAUGAGCAGGA
Triplophysa dalaica is the source of this 1620-nucleotide messenger RNA. RefSeq lists its product as uncharacterized. The record is from RefSeq and is a predicted model, not a curated record. Bases 605 to 1480 code for a protein of 291 amino acids. NCBI's taxonomy places the organism in Eukaryota, Metazoa, Chordata, Actinopteri, Cypriniformes, Nemacheilidae. The transcript has 2 exons.